Messenger RNA from Acanthopagrus latus (yellowfin seabream), 2424 nucleotides. It is a transcript of the gene lmnl3, whose product is annotated as lamin L3. The record is from RefSeq and is a predicted model, not a curated record. The transcript has 12 exons. The coding region runs from base 248 to 2029 and encodes 593 amino acids. Lineage: Eukaryota; Metazoa; Chordata; Actinopteri; Spariformes; Sparidae.
GAAUCUUUAUUUAAGGGAAAGGCCGUUAAAUAUGUGGAGAAAGGCAAGUGCAGGUUUCCAUGUGCUGCGAUGAUCGCUGAACUUCACAGACGUACUGCUGUGUGACUUAAUUUUAAAAAGCACUACAUCAGCUUCGGAUGGGUGUAAUUCACUGUGGCCCAUAGUUUUAUUAAUGUCUUUUUGAAUCGGGUAUAGUUUCUGAUCACUUGAGGUCCCUGACUACAGCAGUGUCCAGCCCAUCACCGUCAUGGCCUCAGCCACCUCCACCCCUGCCGGCCCGGGCGGCCGCUCCAGCCGCUCCGCGAGCCGCCGCAGCGUAGCCGCCGGCCUGCACACAUCCAGCACCAGCCCGACCUGCCAGUCCCGCAUCCAGGAGAAGGACGAGCUCCGACACCUCAACGACCGCCUUGCCAACUACAUUGAGCGGGUCCAGGAGUUGGAAAGCGAAAGGUCUACCAUACUGACUCAGCUGGAGGAAAAGGAUGAGUCGAAAAGCCGGGAGAUGGGCAAUGUGCGGCGGCUGUAUGAGGAGGAAUUGGCUGAUGUCAGAAAGUCCUUGGACGAGCUGGCCGGAGAGAGGGCCCGUCUGCAGAUCGACUAUGGAAACCUCUGCGAGGAGUACAGGAAACUUCAGGCCAGGAACCAGAAGAAGGAGAGUGAUCUAGCAAAUGCCUUGGCCCAGUGGAGGAAAGCUGAGGCGACUCUGAGCUCCAAGGAUGCAGAGUACAGAAGUCUUCUGUCAGACAACAGGAGACUCAAUGAUGACUCUACUGAGCUCCAGGGCCAGCUGCAAAAUGUGGAGGGUGUACUGGCAGACACAAAGAACCAACUGACUUCUGAGAUCCUGAGAAGGGUAGAAAUGGAGAACCAAGUGCAAACACUCAAAGAACAGCUUGAACUCCAGAGGAACAUCAGUGAGCAGGAGAUCUUUGAGAUCCGAAAUCGAUACGAAAGCCGUCUAGUGGAGGUAGAGGCAGGAGGACGGAGAGACUUUGAGAGUAAACUUGCUGAGGGGAUGCAGCAGCUGCGCCAAGAUGGUGAGUCUCAGCUGCAGCAGUACAAAGAAGAGAUGGACCGGACCUUCAGUUCAAAGUUACAGCAAGCCCAGCAGGCUGCUCUGGAGAAAAACAAUGUCGUAUCAGCCACCAAAGAGGAACUGGAAACCACCAAGCUAAGAGUGGAUUCCCUCAGCUCCCAGCUCCAACAGCACCAGAAAGAUAAAAUGGUGCUGGAGGGCCGCUUUCAGGAGCUGGAGAGGACACUGGACAGGGAGCGGGAGGUUUGGAAGCACAAACUCUGUCAGAAGGAGCAGGAGCUGCAGAGCAUGAGAAGUCAGAUGUACGACCAGCUGGAAGACUAUGAGAACCUGCUGGACGUCAAGUUGGCUCUUGACAUGGAGAUCAACGCCUACAGGAAGAUGCUGGAGCUGGAGGAAAAGAGAUUGCAGCUGUCUCCUAGCCCCUCCCAACAUACAACCAUACCUGGAACACAUGAACACAGUAGCCGCAAAGCCAGAGGGAAGAAACGGAAACAUGAGGGAUCCUCUGGCAGCUCACCCGCCUAUAAAAUGACCAGUUGCUCUGCAGAGCGUGGUGCUUUGAGCGUGGCAGAGGUCGACAUGGAUGGAAAAUACGUUAGACUGAAGAACAACUCUGAAAUGGAGCAGCCACUGGGUGGCUGGGUGAUUAGGAGGAUGUACCCAAAUUCUGGGGAUAUCUCCUUCCACAUACCCUCCUCCUGUGUCCUGGCUGGAGGGCAGACACUCACAAUUUGGGCAGCAGGAGCAGAGGCAGAGGCUACUUCUGGGGACCUAAUUCUGCAGGGCCACAGGAGCUGGGGCCCCAUCACCGACGUAAGGGUGAUCCUUCUGAACAGCAACCAUGAGGAAAUAGCUGAGCGCAGGGUGUAUAUGCAGGGCAGAGGCGAUGAGGAAACUGAACUAGAGUUUGAGGAAGAACUUGUUGCAGGGAGUAACGUCCAACACUUUGGGAGACAGCCAAAGAGAAAGAAGUGCUGUUCUGUCUCAUGAAUGCAGAGCAGAUGGCGUGCUGUACAGUAGGAUCUAUCUAAGGAGGGGAGCUGUUGCGUCAUGUGAGGUCUUGUCCAUCUCCUGCAGACCUUCACGUUUACUUGGAAAACAAAGAUCCACUCAUGCCUCUGGGGUAGAAACAUCUGCUGCUGUCUGGUUCUAGUGUCGUCUCAUUGAACAAAGUGCACUUGGACUAACUACAGUAGGACGUCAACAUGUUAGCCUGACUGUGAAACGCUCACAUGCCUUAGAGCAAUAGUAUCAACCUCCAGUAUUCCUCAGCUGUUUCAUUGCUCUAAUUGCACAAGAUGAGCUUUGCCUUGAUUUGUUCUAAUUUAAGUGUGUGUGAGUGUUAACUGGCAUAAUAAAGUUCUAAAUUUCAGUCAGAAAAUUUG